Messenger RNA from Rhopilema esculentum, 3426 nucleotides. RefSeq lists its product as uncharacterized. The record is from RefSeq and is a predicted model, not a curated record. Lineage: Eukaryota; Metazoa; Cnidaria; Scyphozoa; Rhizostomeae; Rhizostomatidae.
UAGAUCGUGCAAAUACCUUGUAAAUCAAAGUAUUUCUGCGAAGAGGAAGAGGAUUGAAAAACCUGGUGUUCAUGGCAAUGCAAACAAAGGCAUCUCGAUUCUCGCCAGGACUCCCAUUAUGAUUGUUAUUCGCCAAACAUUCACAUAAACGGCACCCUUUGGACUCUGUUGUCCUCGAUCAACGUGUUUCCUGAAACACAGUUUAAGGGGUCUCCCUUUGUUGUGUUUGCUGUGCCAUUCUUAGGACAGACGCCGCAGCGAAGGUGCCAGUGCCAUUAUCCGCUCGCCCGUUCGCAGUUUCACAAGGAGUUGGUCGAUUCAUAACGAUAUGGAAAAUGCGUCAUCGAAGUCCGAGUUGGUGGAUGAAGAGGGAAGGAAGUUUGGGGUCACUUUCGGAGGAAAGUCGAAGAGCGGUUGGCGAACGAGCUUUUUCAUAAUCGGUGUAAUAUGUUUUAUUGCGAUUGCAUGUUUAUGUGCAGGAAUAGUAUUGCUCGCAAAGACAAAGAGCUGUAAAGAUGACAGCAAGGCAGGCACCAGCUCAGCCGCCACUGGCAAAUCGACAUUAAAGGAACAGUGUAAAUUUUCAGAUGAGGCAAAGAGAAUAGGACUUGAGACAUUUCUGAAGAAAGUUAAAGAUACCUAUUACAGGGUUCAUCCUGAAAAUGCUGCAUGGCACCCAGACGCAACUACAGACCGUAUUCGAAAAGAAUACCGGGCGUAUGACCCAACACCUGCAAAAAUCAAAGAGAGAACGGAUGCAGCGAUUACCCUGCUCGACGAAAUCAAUGCCAAGAAAGAAAACGCGAAUUUGCUCAAGCCAAGAGAGUACAAGGCUCUUCUGCAAGUGAGGCAUUACUUGAAGUAUAUGUACGGGACACCAUAUGACGAGAACUACUACGCUGGGGACUGGAUGCUGGGGCCUAACUCCUUUUGCUGGCAACCAAUCUGUAGCAUUGGCUACGAUAUUUACAACAACAUUGGUAAUAUGAAACCAAGAAAUUACCAAGAGAUCAAUGACGUCAUCAAGCACAUAAAGGAUAUCAAUGAAACCAUAUAUCAGUACAUUUCCAAUAUGAAACUUGGUAUUAGAACUGGAAUGGUUAGAACGCAGGUUGAAUGUCGUGGUGGGCUAAACUCGAUCAAGAAACAAUAUGAGCAAAUAGCAGACAAUGGAGCACAAGGUGUACUCAAGAUUUGGUUUACGAGGACAAUACUCAAUGCCGAAACAUUUUUGGCCAAGUUGCCAAAAAGCACUCAGGACAAAUGGCAAUCAGACAAAGGAAAGAGUGUCAACCAGACAUUUAGAGAUGCUACUGUUACCUAUAUGGGAGCUGCAUUAGACCGAAUGCUUAAGUAUAUAGAGAAUGAGCAUUUCAAUCACUGUAGACCAGACAACGGUGGUCCUGGGGGCCUCUCUGGUUUGCCAGUCGAUUAUAUUUACCUAAACGGAGUGGCUGACAAGAGCAAAGCAACAACCAAAGUCCUUCCAAUAAAAAGCUCGACAGGCAAAUACCCGGUCAUCAAUGGGAACCAAUCUUACGAAAAGAUCAUGGGCUAUUUUACCACUAAAGAAAUAAGUCCCGACGAUGUCCACAAAUUAGGAUGGGAAAUGGUGAACAAGUUGUACCCGGAGGCAGUCAGUAUUGCGAAAACAGUCUCAAAUAUCAACGAUAAUGAAACAAGAGCAGUAGAAGAGUUUCAAAAAGUUCUGAAGAAUACUUCACGGAGUUUCUUCAAUACAGAGGAAAUUCCUCGCAACGAGAGUGAAGGAGAUGCGUUUAAGCUCUGUAAGUCGAUCGAAGGUGCAAAGAAGUAUUGCCCUAACAGAUGGAAGGCUAUGGAGGCAUGGUUUGCCUUUGCCAGAAAGGCGAUGGCCAUGUUGGAUCCAAAGACUAUCGAUAUGUUUUACUUCAGUGGUGAUAAACACACAACGCCCAACUGUCCUGUUGAUUUGCGACCGGACUUUAUUCCAACGACAGCUGCUCAGAGCUACCAGAGUAGUGGCGUCAAAUGCACGACCAACUCAAUUUACAAUAUCCCGUUUUUCUUAAAGAACCUUGGACCAAAAUACUCCGAAUACUCCGUGAACGCACACGAAGCACGACCAGGGCAUCAUACCCAGGUUCAAGGGACCGCGGAGCAUUUCUAUGACCAGUGUGGUGGUGAUAUAAAGUGGCUAGAUGAUUCAACCUACUAUACGGCAUUCACUGAAGGCUGGGCAUUAUAUGCAGAGAACCCAUUGAUUGCAAAGCAAACAGAUGUCUACAAUAACGAACCUAUGCAGAAGUUUGGUAUGCUCAAAUGGCAGAUUUGGAGGGCACUCAGAUUGGUUGUCGACACUGGGUUGCACUACAAAGGCUAUACCAGACAACAAGCCAUUGAUUUAUUUGGGAAGUACGCAUGGGACAAAUCGGACAUUGCCACGAAAGAGGUACUACGCUAUCAGAGCAACCCUGGACAAGCAACUGCCUACAUGAUUGGUCAGCUAGACAUAUGGAGGUAUCGAAAUGAAACCAAGAACGAUUUAGGCGAUAAGUUCUCUUUGAAGGAGUUCCAUUUCCAGGCACUAUCACAAGGAUCUUCGCCACUUAGUUAUUUAGAAAGUCAUCUGAAGAAAUACCGUGGUUGCAAGAAAGAUCCGAAAAAAGAAGGCUGCGACCUCGUACUGAAUCCUGCCAAGCAGGUUACUUCUUCGUCAAAUACUGCAACGAAAAGUGAAAGCGAUGCGCUUGACAUAAAGUGGCCACAAAGAGUUCAUCAUAUAUAAAUGUUUUAGUUCAUAUAUUUGGGGUAUAGGUUUAGCAUAAAUAUUACGAUGAUUUGCCAAUAUAUCAUGAAAGAUUUAACUCAUUCUGCUAUUAACUGUACAUAGUCUAUUCGUUCAUGUAGCCUUUUUACACUGUGACUUUCAUACCCAGUUGGUCUGCCUUAAAUUACCACUGUCUUCCAAUUAACUUCAGAGAUCACAAACAAGUGAAUAUGUUAGCAAAUACUUGUGAAUGUCGGGAUUUUCUCAGUCACUUUAUUUCCAUAUUAAACCUUCCCUGGUUGCUUUUACUCAUGUUUGUACACCGUUAAAUAUUCUGUCCAUGUAACUGCUUUUAGAGCAUUUUGUGAAUGAUUGACAUUAUUAAUUAAAAAAUCAGGUACUGGAAAUCGCUAGAAAAUAAGCACUACAAAUCAAGACUAUCUCGGUUUUGAACUGAUCGAAUUAUUGUAACACACUUUUGGAACAUAUGAAUAUCUGCAUAGUGUGUGUAGAACAGUUUCUGCGAGCUACAGGUGAGCGCAGCGCGCUUAUUCAGGCAAUAAGUAUCGAUUACGUAAUUUAAUUAUGAAAUAAUUUACUUCUUUAACCUUAUGAUUACCUGUAUAUGUUACUAGCGAUAAACAUGAUGUUACUGUUUAUUUUACAAAAUGGUUAUA